AUGGCAACAAGCUCAACACCAAGCCUCGAUCCACCUGCCGCCACGCCUUCUAUAGAAAAUGCAGGGCCGUUCAUGAGAGCACCUCGUGAGAUCCGAGACAACAUCUAUCGCUUCCUACUUUCAACCAAGCACACCAAGGAGUUUCAUGGAGAACCUGCAACGGAUACAUUGAGAUGCAAAUACACUUAUCAGUUCCAUACUUCGAUCCUUUUUACCAACCGACAGGUAUACAUUGAAGCCAGCAACAUAUUCUACAUGGAAAACCUCUUCAUUCGUAUCAAUUCUGUGGCAGCGAAUGAACUUUUACACCCGACUAAUUUCGGAGGCUACCAAAAUACCGGCUCAUAUGCAUAUGGCCGUGGGCUGCGAGUUCUGUCGACAGGCACGAAAGCGCAAGCCUGUACACGUCACGUGAUGGAAGUCAAUCUGAUUCCAUCACCCCUGUUGUUUGAUCACCAUGGUUACCAUCACUUCAUUUUUGCUUGCGACGAUCUUCCAGUGUUCUGCAGAGCUUUGCGAUCGAUCGAUAGACAUUAUCGACGUGAGUUACAGCCGCUGCAGGUUAUGGAUCUCUGGUUUACCAUUGGUGACGAGGUGGGCACGGCUGGAGAGGGAUAUCUUGACUCGAAUGCCUCCACAGAUGGAAAUCCAGUGGGAUAUCUGACCGCGGCCACCAAGCUUGCCGCGGCUAAUUGUGCAGGUCCAGAUGAGAAUCGAAGAGCCACUGACGAGAGCAAUGCAUCUGUCUACGGAGAAAUGAAGGGCAGUGGCAGCGCAAUGGUCAAUGGAAUCAAGGAUGCCAAAUCGAGAUUGUUAGAACGGCCCAUCUCCAUCGACAGUCCUCGAUCACGGAGGCUUCUAGAGCCACUUCGAGCCGUAUACAAUGUUGGAUAUUCGUACAUCGACGCCCCGAUCAGCGAGCGGUAUCGGCAGGAGAUCCACACCAGUUUAUCCAGGGCCCGACCAAGCAUUCACGAUCAAUUCCUGGCCGUAUCCUCAGCCUUUGAAGAAGCAAUUGCGGUAUACGAUGCCGACGAUAUCGCUUUAGCCAUUCAGAAAUCUAAAGGCACACUUGACAUCUUCAAUGAUUUCGAGUAUCUUAGCAGAGACGGCGACAGUACCAAAAGCGUGCCGACAGGGCGAUAUACCGGACUCAUGUACCGGGAAGCCAUGGACAAGAUGCGUUUGAUCAUCUAUAGCAACCUAGCUCGUGCGAACUUAAGGUUUCACAGCGACUUACAGCAGGUUCGCUCAGCACAAGACUUUGUAUGGCUGAUCAGGGGGAUACGCGCCCGCGAUGCAAUGUGGCCCGAACACCCAGGAGGGCACGAGGAUGCCAUGGUCUUUUACCUGGAAGCUGAGGUAUGGGAGGCGUUCGAUCAGCUUGGAGAGCACAACAACCGCCCCCGUUCCGGCGCCCUUCGAGAAGUCGUCAAUAUGCUGACGGAAGCGCUAAGACACGAGCCGGGGAAUGACAUGUUGCAGAAGGAACUGCUCGGAAGACUGGAAGAGAAGAAAAAAGCAGAAGCGAUCGAGGCGGCGAGGCAGAUGGAGCAGGAAGAGAGUAGAGUGCAGAGUAGGGAGCGGACCGAGUGA
Letharia columbiana is the source of this 1596-nucleotide messenger RNA. RefSeq lists its product as uncharacterized. The transcript has 2 exons. The record is from RefSeq and is a predicted model, not a curated record. NCBI's taxonomy places the organism in Eukaryota, Fungi, Ascomycota, Lecanoromycetes, Lecanorales, Parmeliaceae. The coding region runs from base 1 to 1596 and encodes 531 amino acids.